Messenger RNA from Cyclopterus lumpus (lumpfish), 3247 nucleotides. It is a transcript of the gene dbpb, whose product is annotated as D site albumin promoter binding protein b. Gene Ontology annotation, cellular component: nucleus. Lineage: Eukaryota; Metazoa; Chordata; Actinopteri; Perciformes; Cyclopteridae. Gene Ontology annotation, biological process: regulation of transcription by RNA polymerase II. The record is from RefSeq and is a predicted model, not a curated record. The transcript is spliced from 5 exons. Gene Ontology annotation, molecular function: RNA polymerase II cis-regulatory region sequence-specific DNA binding; DNA-binding transcription factor activity, RNA polymerase II-specific. The coding region runs from base 749 to 1885 and encodes 378 amino acids.
AGUUCCAGCUGAGAGAGAGAGAGAGAGAGAGAAAGAGAGAGAGAGAGAGAGAGAAAGAGAGAGAGAGAGAGAGAGAGGACGAUCGGACGUGGAAGUCGCGCGGCCCAAACAGACCUAAGCCCGUGCGCCCGUGACUGGAUCCACCGGAUGCAAAAAAAAAAGUACAGACAGAGAAAGAGGAAACGACCCCCUCCUCCCCCCGACGGACAGCAGAGCGCGACAGCAGAGGAGAGAAACACCAAUACAACUUGUCAUCUGACCAAUACAGUCACUGCUCUCGUCGCUGUGUGUGUGUGUGUGUGUGUGUUUUUGUACACCGUUUUGUUGUUUUGACGGAGGUCUGCUUUGCAACUAUUUUGGGACCUUAUUUGUGAUUGCCGGACGAUUAACUCGGGAUAUUAUUCUACAAGUUUUAAUUGUACAAUUUUCCUGUCCGCGGGUUUCGUUGUCAUUUGACGUUUUUGUAUAUUGAUUAUGGACAGUAUUCUUUCUCAGAUAGUCUGAGUGUCCCGCCCACACUGGCCCUCUUGAGAAUAACAGCUUGAUCCACUGAAGCGUUUUAACAACAUUCAACUGCAAUGGAAUAUUUCGAUGAAAAUAUUUCUGCAAGGAAAUAAGGAACUCUGCACAACCUCACGUGAAAGUCAUCCAGCAUACUCGUCCUAUUGGUCGGCUCCCCGGUCUGUUAGCCACGCCCCUUCAAGUGCCCCCAGCAGGCCUAUCUUUCUACGACCCCAUCUGGCCCAGGAUGUCCAGGCAGCUCACCCAGCUUCCGAACCCCGACCUCCCAGCUGGCACAAGCCCACAGUUUGGAAGUUGUACCCAGCCUGCAGGCUCCCUCACAGGGACGCAACUCAACUCUAUGGCAGGUCUUAAAUCCCUCCUGCAGCACCCCAUGAAGGGAGACCAACGUUUAAAACCCCCAUGUGAUGCAAAAGACAAAGAGAGGCUGGACGUUGAUGAGGACUCCAGUGGAGUGUGCCCCGUGAGGAAUGGCAGUGGAAUAGGCAACAGUACUAACAGUAAUGGCGGUGGAGGAGGAAGUGGAGGAGGAGGUGGUCCUUCAGGUAGUGGUGGAAAUGGAGGAGGAAGUUUUAACCAGUUCUUGGGGCCCCUUUUGUGGGAUCGCACCCUGCCUGCGGAUGGGGGCCUCUUUCAGCUUCAGUACAUGGACUUGGAGGAGUUUCUGACCGAAAAUGGAAUGGGCAGCAUGCAUAAUAACAACAGCUCCAGUUCAGCCCAGAUCCCCUCACAGAGCUCCCAGUCAGCCGUGCCCAACCAGAGCUCCCAGUGCCUACCGCCCUCAUCCCCACCUGGCUCUUCAUCUUCAUCACCUUCUCCCUCUUCUUCCCCAUCGCUCAUUGGUUUGGAGGUGGCUCAGCCGCAGAGCCUUGGAGGUGGAAAUGACUGUUUGCAUGGGAGUCAGACCAGUAUGAACGACUCCUGUGAGUCCCCCUCUUCUUCCUCCUCGUCCUCCUGUCCUCCUCUGCUGACGCCCACGGACAGCGGUCCAGACGGGAACGGCAUGUACGACAUGGAUUCUUCGGACAUGGAUAUGUCUAACCAGCCGAACUACGACCCCAGGAGGCACUCCUUCAGUGAAGAGGAACUCAAGCCACAGCCGAUGAUCAAGAAGGCCCGCAAGAUCCUGGUGCCCGAGGGCUUGAAGGAUGAGAAGUACUGGACCAGGAGGUAUAAAAACAAUGAAGCAGCAAAGCGUUCCCGAGAUGCUCGCCGUCUCAAGGAGAACCAAAUAUCUGUGCGUGCCGCCUACCUGGAGAGAGAGAACGCCGCCCUCCGACAGGAAGUGGCCGAGAUCCGGAAGGAACUGGGCCGCUGUCGCAACAUCCUUAGUAAAUACGAGAACCGUCUCGCUGACCAGUGAUGAAGAUGUGGAGCAAAAUCGGAAAGAGGAGGAAUAUAAGCUGGAUUAAAUUUAAGACUCUUGGGGUGGCACGAUGGACAGAAUGGGGUCAGGAAAAUGAUGAUGAUGAUGAUGCUGAUGAUGAUGAUGAUGAUGAUUAUGAUGAUGAAUGUAAAAGACAAGGGGAAGAUUUGCCUAUUGAAGCUCAGGUGUCUUGUUUUGUUGAGGUGUCAACUCUUAAAAGUGAAAGACGGAGAGAAUAAUUUAACAGAUGAAAAGACGUGACUUUUAAGAGUUUUGUUAUUGGAGAAUUGUAUAUUUUUAUAAUACUUAAGAAAAAUUAGAUGGAGAGCAAAUUUGGAGAAUAAUUUUGUAUAUUUUCUACAUAGAGACGGGAGAAAGCUAUGGUAAAUAUCUUUUUAUUAUAGAGGAGUCAGGAGAUGUUUAACAGGUGGUCAGCCAUCGAUGGGUAUUUUUCGACUUGAUUAUUAUAGUCAGGAUGCAGCAGCAGGGGCGAGGACGCAUGUAACAAUUGUAAUAUAGAGAGCAAAAAUUAUCUAUAAUCGUAUAGUUCAACAUUUUUGUGGAUUUUAUUCAAGCACUUAAUUUUUCUUCCUGUUAUGUUUCUGUCACUGGGAAUGGGCAUGCUAGAGAGACGAAAGGAGAGAGGAGACACCGUGUCAACAGUCUCGUGCGUUCUGCUUUAAUUGAACAGCAUCCUCCUUUUCGUUAAUUAACUUAAACUCAGCAAUAUUAUUUCUUUGUACUUUGAGCUUAACUUUCUGCGAUUGGUACAUCUUUCACGAGUCCGUACUCUUAUCUUUGACUCGAUCUAUUUCUCUCUAUCCCGGCUGAGUGCUUUAAAUCUACUCUGGUGUCUCGUCCUAUCUCACCUACGCUGGUGAAAGCCUGUUGUGAUGCCCCGGGUAACUCUGCUCCCUCUUGAUCCUCUCUUUUGAAUUGUUGGGACGUUUCUCUUCCUCUGUUUCUAUAUCCGACUGCUCUAUUUCGGUCCACUCUCACUUACAGCCAAUCCCCUCACAGUUAUGUGCGAACUCUUCCCAUAACAUGUUGUCCCCAUGUCUCUCUUGUACCUCGUGGUACACAGACUAGGUACAUCUCAGUGUUGUAUUGUGUUCUAAAAUAGUAAUUCCCAGUAAAACAUCGCACAUCGUUACUUUACUGUACUUUAUGAACACACUUUGAUUAGCAUUGUUAUGGUGGGGGGGAGACAUGUUGUUGUAUAUUGGAUAGGCCUAUACUAUUUUGUGUAUUUGAUGUAUUCCAGGAGAUGGGUUCAAUACCCCCAUUGAGUGGAAUGGUGUUAAUUUCUCAGAUUUCUGGGAGAAAUAAAAGCCAAAAUUUCCUAUAUUGAUCCACAAA